AUGGCCUCAGCAAAGGACAUCACCGGCGCGCCUGCGCUCGGAAAGAACCUUGAAGUCUCUGCCAGCCUUGGCUUGUCAACUUCUCCCACUGCCACUUUCCAUUCUCCUCCCUCCAGCUUUGGCGGCCCCGCCCUUGCCAGGAGGCCGGCUCCCAAGCUACUGAAGCCCUUCGAUACCCAGGACAUCAAAAUUUUGCUCCUCGAGAAUGUCAACCAGACCGGCAAGGACAUACUCACCGAGCAGGGCUACCAGGUCGAGGCCCUCAAGACCUCUCUGCCCGAGGACCAGCUCAUUGAGAAGAUUCGGGAUGUUCAUGUCAUUGGUAUCCGCUCCAAGACCAAGUUGACCGAGAAGGUCCUUCGCGAGGCCAAGAACCUGCUGGUGAUCGGCUGCUUUUGCAUCGGUACCAAUCAGGUUGACCUCGAAUACGCCGCUGCCCACGGCAUUGCUGUCUUCAACUCUCCCUUCGCCAACUCCCGCAGUGUUGCGGAGCUGGUCAUCGCCGAGAUCAUCACUCUGGCUCGCCAGCUGGGCGACCGCUCCAACGAGAUGCACCGCGGCACGUGGAACAAGGUCAGCUCCAAGUGCUGGGAGAUCCGCGGCAAGACCCUCGGCAUUGUGGGUUACGGUCACAUUGGCUCGCAGUUGUCCGUUCUGGCCGAGGCCAUGGGCAUGAACGUUGUCUACUACGAUGUUGUGAAUUUGAUGGCCAUGGGUACCGCAAGACAAGUGCCCACUCUGGAGAACCUGUUGGAGGAAGCCGACUUCGUCACCCUGCACGUGCCGGAGCUCCCAGAGACCAAGAACAUGAUUGGAGCUGCCCAGAUGGACAAGAUGAAGACCGGUGCAUACCUCAUCAAUGCUAGUCGUGGCACAGUCGUCGACAUUCAGGCCCUGAUCAACGCCAUGCGGGCUGGCAAGAUUGCUGGUGCCGCUCUCGACGUAUACCCCAACGAGCCCGCCGCGAAUGGAGACUACUUCAACAGCUCUCUCAACACAUGGGGAGAGGAUCUGCGCAACCUGAACAACAUUAUUCUGACACCGCACAUUGGCGGCAGCACCGAGGAGGCCCAGCGCGCCAUCGGUGUCGAAGUUGCCGAGGCUCUUGUUCGCUACAUCAACCAGGGCAUCACUCUUAACAGUGUGAACCUGCCCGAGGUCAACCUGAGAUCAUUGACACUGGAUGAGCCUGACCAUGCUCGUGUCAUCUAUAUCCACCGCAACAUCCCUGGUGUCCUGCGCCGAGUCAACGAGAUUCUGGGCAACCACAACGUCGACAAGCAGAUUACCGACAGCAAGGGCGACAUCGCCUACCUCAUGGCUGACGUUAGCGAUGUCAAGGCCGAGGAUAUCAAGGACAUCUCGGAUAGCCUAGACGCCUUGAACUCACGCAUCUUGACCCGCGUCCUGUACUAA
Molecule: messenger RNA, 1416 nt
Organism: Colletotrichum karsti
Lineage: Eukaryota; Fungi; Ascomycota; Sordariomycetes; Glomerellales; Glomerellaceae
Exons: 4
Coding region: 1-1416 (471 amino acids)
Molecular function (GO): NAD binding; oxidoreductase activity, acting on the CH-OH group of donors, NAD or NADP as acceptor
Source: RefSeq, a predicted model, not a curated record